Messenger RNA from Ahaetulla prasina, 4118 nucleotides. It is a transcript of the gene SDHAF3, whose product is annotated as succinate dehydrogenase complex assembly factor 3. Lineage: Eukaryota; Metazoa; Chordata; Lepidosauria; Squamata; Colubridae. Gene Ontology annotation, cellular component: mitochondrion; mitochondrial intermembrane space. Bases 208 to 594 code for a protein of 128 amino acids. The transcript is spliced from 3 exons. Gene Ontology annotation, biological process: succinate metabolic process; mitochondrial respiratory chain complex II assembly. The record is from RefSeq and is a predicted model, not a curated record.
GGGCUAAACCCGCCCAUGUCCAGCGCUCCGCAGUUUGUCGCCUGGCGGCCACCGUCUCCUCCAUUCUAGGCAGCCCCCCCGCCCACUUCAACCGGGCGGAGAUUAAGGAACGCUCGGGGAGUCGAAUGUCAUCUUCUCGGUCGCAACGUCAGAACAAAUACUGAAGCAAGCAGCAACAGCAUAGUCCAGUGCUCUUUCUUGAACAUUAUGCCAGGCAAUAUACACUAUCAUGUGUCCCAAGUAAGGACGCUGUACAAAAAGAUCCUUCAGCUUCAUCGUGUGUUGCCACUGGAACUGAAAGCCUUGGGAGAUCAAUAUGUGAAAGAUGAAUUCAGACGACACAAAUCCAUCAGUCUUCAGGAGGCCCAGCACUUCCUACAGGAGUGGGAGAACUAUGCAAUGAUGCUACAGCAGCAGGCUAAUCAACAUGUGCAAAACACCACUGAUCGGCCUGAUUUUGGAGCACAUCUCACAAAGGAGAAACUUAAUGCCCUUCGAGAUGAACAAGUUGGACAGCUACAUGAACUAAUGCAAGAGGCCACCAAACCCAAGAGGCAGUUCAGUAUUUUAGAUGAUGGAGACUGCAAACAUUAAUACAUUUUCUGAAUUUCAUUUUAUGGUGUUCUUUUUUGUAGUUUUUUCAAAAUGGUGUUAUUCUAAAGAAUAAUGGAAGAUGGUAAAGAUAUGGGUAAUGAAUGAUCAAAAGUAGCCAGUGUCAUCUAUAUAUUAUGUACAGCCUGCACUAAAUGUUUAGAAUAGUUCAAUGUUUGGGAACAUUUCAGCUGUGUUGAAUUUACCAUAUGCAGGAAAUAGAAUUAAAAUGGCUUUGAACUAAGAAUGUAUUUUGUGGAUGGUCAGAACAUAAAGAGAGGGAAGAACUUUGAAUUGCAUAUUGAUGCAUUCAAAGUUAUUUUGCUUUUUAAAUAUAGAAUGCAGUAUGUAUGUAUUUAACAUAAUUUAUUGUUUGAUUCAAGUGUCUUGAAGAUCUAUGAAAUUAUGCCUUUGAACUUAACUUUUAAAUACCAAAAUCUGCCUUUUUUUGCUCAAUAUUUCUUUCCUGCAAAAGAAAUUUUGGUUUUUCUAUUUCAUUUUAAAGCACUGAAGUAGCAGAUGGCAUUGUUACUCUUCCUGUAGUGCACCUUUGCAUCAUUCUUCAGCCUCCCAUGCUGCUCUUGCUUCCUGUUCUGAUAAAAGUUCCCUUGCCAUAUCUUCCCUUGAGAUUUAAUUGGAAUAUAACAAGUCAAGCAAGCUCCAGACUGCUGGGAAGAGGAUUGCUCAAUGUGAGAAGAAUAUCUGCAUACACAGUCCAGCUGUUUCUUAACUAAAAAAAAAACAAAAACGAAGAAAUUCUGCAUCCAAGUUUUAAGAAGAGAAGUUAAACUCAAUUUUAUUUAAUAUCACAAUUUUUCAGAAUCCAAUAAAACUCUCCUUGUUUAAAAAUAGUUGUGCUCUGGGGAUUAUUUUUGGUAAUACUUCCAUUUUUAAACAAAUCAAGUAUGAAUUCACUGCUGGUGAAAAAUAAUCAGGUUUUAUAAGUGGCAACUGAAAGUAAAAAGAAAUUGAUCUCUGUUUAUAUCAAUAAUGCUACACAUAAUUUUUAGAUGGGGGAUAUCUGUUAGGGUUUGAUAAGAACUAGGUGAAUAUAGUGAUGACUUUAACCCAGAAGAUCUAGAUUCAGAAUAACAGAGUUGGAAGGGACCUUGGAGGUAUUCUAGUCCAACCCUCUGCUCAAUCUGGGGACCCUAUACCAUUUUAGACAAAUGGCUGGUCAGACUCUUCUCAAAAGCCUCCAGUGUUGGAGCACCCACACCUUCUGAAGUCCAUCUUCAGCCAUGAAAGAGUCACCCCAAAGUAGAAUAGAAUAACAGAGUUGGAAGGAACUUUGGAGGUCUUCUGGUCCAACCUCCUGCUUAGGCAGAAAACCCUACACCACUCCAGACAAAUGGUUAUCUAAUCUCCUUAAAAACUUCCAACGUUGGAGCAUUUACAACUUCUGCAGGCAAGUUGUUCCACUGGUUAAUUGUUCUAACUGUCAAGAAAUUACUCCUUAGUUCUAAAUUGUUUCUCUCCUUAAUUAGUUUCCAUCCACUGCUUCCUGCCCUCAGGUGCUUUUGGAGAAUAGUUUGACUCCCUCUUCUUUGUGGCAAUCCCUGAGAUAUCAGAACAUUGCUAUCAUGUUGCCCCUAGUCCUUCUUUUCUUAAGACUAGACAUAUCCAGUUCCAACAACGGUUCUUUACGUGUUUUAUCCUCAAGCCCCUAAUCUUCGUUGCUCUUCUCUGUACUCUUUUUAGAGUCUCAACAUUGUGUUUACAUCGUGGCAACCAAAACUGGAUGCAGUAUUCCAAGUAUGGCCUUACCAAGGCAUUAUAAAGUGGUAUUAACACUACAUGUGAUCUUGAUUCUAUCCCUCUGUUUAUGCAGCCUAAAACUGUGUUGGCUAUUUUGGCAGCUGCAACAUACUGCUGGCUCAUAUUUAAUAACAUAACAUAAUAACAGUUGGAAGGGACCUUGGAGGUCUUCUAGUCCAACCCCCUGCCCAGGCAGGAAACCCUACACCAUUUCAGACAAAUGGCUAUCCAACAUUUUCUUUAAAAAUUCCAGUGUUGGAAAUUUAAAUGAUCAUCCACAAGGACUUCAAAGUCUCUCUCACAGUCAUCACCAUUGAGCAAGGUACCACAUAUACUGUACCUGUGAAUUUUGUUUUUCUUGCCUAAAGUAGAACUUUACUUUUUUCACCAUUGAAUUUCAUUUUGUUAGAUAGCGCCCAAUGUUCGUCUUUUAUCCUGUAAUUUACAACUUCUACACUGCAAAAACAUAUGGACUACAAAUCUUGAUCAAGGCAAAGCAAUAGGUGCAAUUUACAUAGACUUCUAUAAAGCUUUUGACUCUGUGGUACAUGACAAACUUCUCCUUAAACUAAAAUCCUACGGCAUCUCCGGACCCCUCCACAAUUGGAUAACAGCGUUCCUGUCAAACAGACAACAAGUGGUCAAAAAAGGCAGUGCCCUAUCAAAUCCUGUUCCUGUCAAUAGCGACGUUCCCCAAGGCAGCGUUCUUGGACCAACAUUCUUCAUAUUAUACAUUAAUGAUCUCUCUGACCAUAUUAUAGCAAUUGUGUUCUCUUUGCUGAUGAUGUUAAACUAUUUAACACUACCAACAAUACAGCUACCCUUCAAAAAGAUCUUGACUUUGUGUCGGAAUGGUCAAAAACUUGGAAACUCCAAAUCUCAACCAACAAAUGCUCUGUCUUACACAUUGGAAAAAAGAAUCUGAACACUAAAUACAAACUCGAUGGACACUACCUUAUAGAUGACCCCCAUGCCGUUAAAGACCUUGGAAUUUUCAUAUCAAAUGAUCUAAGUGCCAAAGCCCACUGAAACUACAUUGCAAAAAAGGCUUUAAGAGUUGUAAACUUAAUCUUGUGUAGCUUCUUCUCCAGAAACACUACAUUACUAACCAGAGCAUAUAAAACAUUUGCUAGACCAAUUCUUGAAUACAGCUCACCUGUCUGGAACCCAUACCUCAUUUCGGACAUUAAUACAAUUGAGCGUGUUCAGAAAUAUUUUACAAGAAGAGUUCUCCACUCCUCUGAUCACAACAAAAUACCUUAUGCCACCAGACUUGAAAUCCUGGGUUUAGAAAAUUUAGAACUCCGCCGCCUUCGACACGACCUGAGCUUAACUCAUAGAAUCAUCUGUUACAACGUCCUUCCUGUUGAAGACUACUUCAGCUUCAGUCACAACAAUACACGAGCACACAAUAGAUUUAAGCUUAAUGUGAACCGCUCCAAUCUUGAUUGCAGAAAAUAUGACUUCAGUAACAGAGUUUUUAAUGCCUGGAAUGCGCUACCAGACUCUGCGGUCUCUUCCCAAAAUCCCCAAAGCUUUAACCAAAAAUUAUCUACUAUUGACCUCACCCCAUUCCUAAGAGGUCUGUAAGGGGCAUGCAUAAAAGCACCAACAUGCCUACUGUUCCUGUCCUAAUGUUCCCUUUGAUUGUAUCCAAUUUCAUAUAGUUAUUACAUAUGGUUAUAUAUAUGUUUAUAUAUCGUAUAGUUAUUUCAUGCUUAUACUUAUAUAUAAUGUUGUGACAAAUAAAUAAAUAAAAAAUAAAAAGA